This is a messenger RNA of Dermatophagoides pteronyssinus (European house dust mite), 1509 nucleotides long. Its product is annotated as importin subunit alpha-6-like. Lineage: Eukaryota; Metazoa; Arthropoda; Arachnida; Sarcoptiformes; Pyroglyphidae. The record is from RefSeq and is a predicted model, not a curated record.
AUGUUGCCGAAAACUAACCAGCGCUGCAAAGACUUCAAAAACGCGGCUGAGGACCCGCUGCGGCGGCGCGAAAACGAGCAGUUUCAAAUCCGCAAAGCGGCGCGUGAAGCGCAGCUCGCGAAGCGCCGCGGCAACGCGACACACGCAGAGCCGUCGGCCGGCGAGCUGAGCAUGAACGACGACACUCAGAGCGCAAAGCCGCUCGCAGGCAGCGUGAAGCCGCAGAAAACUUUCGUUUCCGAGAAGGUGCUCGAAGGGCUAUUCAGCAGUGACGACAAUGUGUUAUAUGAAAGCGUGCAGACCGUGCGGCGCAGCCUCUCCAAUGACUACGACCCGCCGAUCCAAACCUUCAUCGACAUCGGGCUCGUCGAGCCGUUCAUCAAAAUUAUGCGCGAGCGCACCGACCACAACAGCCUGCGCUUCGAAGCGGCCUGGACGCUCACGAACGUCGCCUCUGGUUCUAGCUCGCAGACUUCGGCGGUCGUUGAGGCCGGUGGCAUCGCGGCGUUCGGCGAGCUGCUCGACUCAGGCGAUAAGUUCCUGAUCGAGCAGUCGCUCUGGGGUUUGGGCAACAUUGCGGGCGACUGUCGCGAGAACCGCGGCAUGAUCAUCGAGUCGGGCGUGAUCGACGCGAUUAUUCGCGAGACUGGCAACGUCGACUCGCCAGUCUGCACACUCAACGUGAUGCGCUACGGCAUUUGGUCCAUCUCCAACAUGUGUCGCGGCUGCCACAACUUUUCACGCAGCUACGCAACCGCCAUCUUGGAUGUGGUCGUCAAGCUGAUAACCUACAACGACCCGGACUUGCUCGGCGACACGUGCUGGUGCGUUUACUAUUUGCUCGACAACUUCAUGUCCGCGACUAGCGGAAGCUGCGUCGGCACGUUGCUUACGGGUAACGACGACCAGACUGAAAUUUUGAUCCGCUACAACUGCGUGCCUCUGCUGCGCGACCUGCUCGACAGUCCGAAGCGCACAAUUCGCAAGGAGGCGUGUUGGGCGAUCAGCAACAUUGCGGCCGGCACCGUCGCACAGGUGCAGGAAUUGUUCAACUGCAACGUUUUCGCGAAGGUGUGCGAGAUUUUCGCAGACGGCGACUUCGAGUCGCGCCGCGAAGCAGCUUGGACUAUAUGCAACGCCGCCAACGGCGCGACCGUCGAACAGAUCGAGGAGCUCGUACGCAUUGGAGUCAUCCCGCCCCUGUGCGCAAUGCUCGCUUCGCACGAAGUGAAGUUGGUGCAUAUCAUGCUCGAAGCGGCGCGCAAAAUCCUCGAGAGCGGCGUCACGCUGAUGCGGCGUAAAGGCCUGCUCGAAAACCCCUUCUGCAUUCUUUUCGAAGAAGCGAAUGCGUUCGAGUACCUCGAAGACAUGCAAUACUGGGACGACAAGCCGCGCAUCCAAAGCUUAGCCGUCAACAUCAUCCAGGACUUCCUCGACGUCGUAGAGGACGAAGAGGUGCGCAAAGAAGAGCCUGCUGAGGAGCCGGCUAUGUUCGGCGGCAUGAUGUGA